UCUGACCCUUCUCAGGAUCCGUAGUUGGAUUCGCUGCUCAUUUGUUUUGGCUGUGUUAGCUUAAGGGUUUUGGUGUCAGGUCGAAAACCUGGUUUAAGCUGGAGCAUCAUGUCUGACAAAAAUGAGCUAAAAGCAGAGCUUGAAAGAAAGAAGCAGCGCUUGGCACAAAUCAGAGAAGAGAAGAAAAGAAAGGAGGAGGAGCGCAAGAAGAAAGAGGCAGACCAAUUGAAAGAUGCUGCACUUCAUCAGGAUGACUCUGAUUUGGAGAAAAAAAGGCGUGAAGCAGAAGCUCUUCUACAGAGCAUGGUAGCAGAAGUUCCUGUUGCCCCUCCCCCCAUGUCUCCGACUGCCAAAUCGACGGGCACACCAAGUGAGGCAGGGAGCCAGGACUCUGAUGGAGCUGUGGGACCCAGGCGUGGAGCUCCAAAACUGGGAAUGGCCAAAAUCACACAUGUGGACUUCCCUCCACGUGAAACUGUUUCCUACACAAAAGAGACCCAGACACCUGUCAUGACCCAGCCAAAAGAAGAGGAAGAAGAAGAGGAAGAAAUCGUUCCUCCUGAACCUGUAGUGGAGACUCAGACUGAAAAACCAGACCAGAAAGAGGAGGAGGAAGCACCCCCCCACGAGCUGACAGAAGAGGAAAAACUCCAGAUAUUGCACUCCGACGAGUUUGUGAAUUUCUUCGAUCACAGCACCCGCAUUAUCGAGCGGGCUCUGUCAGAGCACGUGGACAUCUUCUUUGAUUACAGUGGCCGUGACCUGGAGGAGAAGGAGGGUGAAAUUCAGGCCGGGGCGAAGCUCUUUCUCAAUAGGCAGUUUAUGGAUGAGCGCUGGUCCAAGCAUCGCGUCGUCACCUGCCUGGACUGGUCCCCCCAGUAUCCUGAACUUCUGGUUGCCUCAUACAACAACAACGAGGAUGCUCCCCAUGAGCCAGACGGCGUGGCCUUAGUGUGGAACAUGAAGUAUAAGAAGGCUACGCCGGAGUACGUCUUCCACUGUCAGUCUGCUGUCAUGUCUGCUGCAUUUGCCAAGUUCCACCCUAAUGUCGUGGUGGGGGGCACAUACUCAGGGCAGAUUGUAUUGUGGGACAACAGGAGCAACAAGAGGACUCCGGUGCAGAGGACUCCCCUGUCAGCAGCAGCACAUACGCACCCAGUGUAUUGUGUCAAUGUGGUGGGCACCCAGAACGCCCACAACCUGAUUAGCAUCUCCACUGAUGGAAAGAUGUGCUCCUGGAGCCUGGACAUGCUCUCCCAGCCACAGGACAGCAUGGAACUGGUGUUCAAACAGUCCAAAGCUGUAGCUGUCACCUCCAUGUCUUUCCCUCUCGGAGAUGUCAACAAUUUUGUGGUGGGCAGCGAAGACGGCUCUGUGUACAUGUCAUGUCGUCAUGGAAGCAAAGCAGGUAUCAGCGAGAUGUUUGAGGGCCACCACGGGCCCAUUACAGGGAUUCACUGCCACACAGCUGCAGGACCCCUGGACUUCUCCCACCUGUUUGUUACCUCUUCAUUCGAUUGGACGGUCAAGCUGUGGAGCACUAAGAACAAUAAGCCUCUAUACUCGUUUGAAGACAACUCAGAUUAUGUUUACGAUGUCAUGUGGUCUCCCAUUCACCCUGCUCUAUUCGCUUGUGUGGAUGGAGUGGGCCACCUCGACCUAUGGAACCUCAACAAUGACACUGAGGUUCCUACAGCCAGCAUCACAGUAGAUGGUAACCCAGCCCUCAACAGGGUGCGAUGGGCUCCCUCUGGCAGAGAAAUCGCCGUGGGAGACUCAGACGGUCGAGUUCGCGUCUAUGAUGUUGGAGAGCAAAUUGCGGUUCCAAAGAAUGACGAGUGGACCCGUUUUGUGCGCACGCUGGCAGAAAUCAACGAGAACAGGGAUGAUGCAGAGGAGCUGGCAGCUCAGCGUCUCGCCGCCUGAUGUUGUUGCCAUGGAUGCGAUGUUUAGGGACCAGUGAUGCACUUGUUAAUACCAUGCCCCUUUUGAUAGGACACACACUGGAGGAAUCAGUGAAGUUCAGACUGGAAAGACGUAUGGAUACGUUUCUUUGCAAACACUUUAUUUGGACUUUUCCUUCUCUGUUAGCUGGAUCGUCACCAGUCUUCCUUUGAUUAAGUGACAGGGCUGUUAAUUACAGACACUUCCAUAUGAAGCCAUACUCAAACACUCAAAACAGUUGUCUUUUCUUGUACCAGAUGCCUUAAAGGUUUAUUUUUAACUUGAUUGUAAAAUGCAUGUCCUGACUUUAUUUAGCGCAUAUUAACAUCAGCCUUACUUUUGAGUUACAUUUUAAUGCCAAAUAUGGUAGGUGCUUCACUGCACAUACUAAUUUACAAUCCGUGAAGAACACUUGUAGCUGUGCUUCAUGUCGUCCAGGUUGUAGUAAAGCAAUCACCUCUUUAUACACGCAGGAAUGUAAACAUCUCAUAACUGUAGCCCAGGUUGCCGUCUCUGCUCUCAUAGACUUAAUGACUUCAACAUUCACUUGUUUGUAAAGUAGUAAAAAGUCUUGAAUCCAAAUGUAUUUGUACUUCUAUAAUGUGCCAGUUUCCACUUAAUCAGUGCAUUUGGCGAGAUCGAGUUAGUGGGAGUAUCGUCUAUGCCUAAGAAGAUGAUCAUGUAUGCUGUAACUGAUCAGUGAUUUCCAGAUCUGUAAUGCAAGUCGAGGAUAGUUUCCUAAAGAAUCUCAAAGCUUGGUGACAAAUUUGAGAAUGUACUUUUGACACAGUAGGAAAAACAGUUUAAAAGAUUUAUUUCAAUAAAAUACAAUAAAUACAUUUAAAUUA
Molecule: messenger RNA, 2792 nt
Organism: Sphaeramia orbicularis (orbiculate cardinalfish)
Lineage: Eukaryota; Metazoa; Chordata; Actinopteri; Kurtiformes; Apogonidae
Gene: dync1i2a
Product: dynein, cytoplasmic 1, intermediate chain 2a
Biological process (GO): transport along microtubule
Cellular component (GO): cytoplasmic dynein complex
Molecular function (GO): dynein heavy chain binding; dynein light chain binding
Source: RefSeq, a predicted model, not a curated record